Nothoprocta perdicaria is the source of this 3783-nucleotide messenger RNA. It is a transcript of the gene SSH1, whose product is annotated as slingshot protein phosphatase 1. Gene Ontology annotation, molecular function: actin binding; protein tyrosine/serine/threonine phosphatase activity. The transcript is spliced from 14 exons. NCBI's taxonomy places the organism in Eukaryota, Metazoa, Chordata, Aves, Tinamiformes, Tinamidae. Gene Ontology annotation, biological process: negative regulation of actin filament polymerization; protein dephosphorylation; actin cytoskeleton organization. The record is from RefSeq and is a predicted model, not a curated record. The coding region runs from base 139 to 3294 and encodes 1051 amino acids. Gene Ontology annotation, cellular component: cytoplasm.
GUUCUGUAGAAGUCAUCCAGUUCCUGGGGAGCAUCAGCAGCCGCGGUUCCUCUGCUCCUCGCGGAAUAUACGCUCAGCCCUUUCUUUUCCUCCCUUUCUUUGUGUUUUGAUGGGCUUAGAAGCAAAAGGAUGUGAGUUAUGAAUCUUCUCAAAUUUGCUGACUUCUGUCUGACGCUGGGGCCAGCACAAUGCUUCUGCUGUUCGAAGAAAACCAGAGCGAAUCACCUAAGCGAGAGCUUUUUCAUGGUGAAAGGAGCAGCCCUCUUCUUGCAGCAAGGCAACAGUUCGCAGGGCCAGCGAAGCCUCCAGCAUCCUCACAAACAUGCAGGGGAUUUGCCCCAGCACCUCCAGGUGAUGAUCAACCUCCUUCGCUGUGAGGACAGAAUCAAGCUGGCUGUCCGUUUGGAAAGUGUGUGGACGGACAGAGUGCGGUACAUGGUGGUUGUGUACAGCAGCGGGCGGCAGGACACCGAGGAGAACAUUCUCUUGGGAGUGGAUUUCUCCAGCAAGGAGAGUAAGAGCUGCACUAUAGGCAUGGUCCUUCGCUUGUGGAGUGAUACCAAGAUCCACCUCGAUGGUGAUGGUGGCUUCAGCGUGAGCACCGCAGGCAGGAUGCACAUCUUCAAGCCGGUGUCGGUGCAAGCCAUGUGGUCUGCCUUACAGAUCCUGCACAAAGCCUGCGAAGUCGCACGCAGGUACAACUACUUCCCUGGAGGAAUGGCCUUGGUCUGGGCCACGUACUACGAGAGCUGCAUCAGCUCUGACCAGAGCUGCAUCAACGAGUGGAACGCCAUGCAGGACUUGGAGUCCACGCGCCCGGACUCUCCAGCCCUCUUUGUUGACAAGCCGACUGAAAGGGAGCGAACGGAACGGCUCAUUAAAGCCAAGCUCCGGAGCAUCAUGAUGAGCAAAGACCUAGAGAAUGUGACUUCCAAAGAGAUCCGAAACGAGCUGGAGAAACACAUGAAUUGCAACUUGAAAGAAUUCAAGGAAUUUAUAGACAAUGAGAUGCUGCUUAUCCUGGGUCAGAUGGACAAACCGUCUCUGAUCUUCGAUCAUUUAUAUCUGGGCUCCGAGUGGAACGCCUCCAACCUCGAGGAGCUGCAGGGCUCCGGCAUCGACUACAUUUUAAACGUGACCAGGGAGAUAGAUAAUUUUUUCCCUGGAUUAUUCGCCUAUCAUAACAUCCGAGUGUACGAUGAGGAGACCACGGACCUCCUGGCUCACUGGAACGAGGCGUAUCACUUCAUAAACAAGGCCAAGAAGAAUCACUCCAAGUGCCUGGUGCACUGCAAAAUGGGCGUGAGCCGCUCGGCAUCCACCGUUAUAGCGUACGCGAUGAAGGAGUUCGGCUGGUCCCUCGAGAAAGCCUAUAACUACGUGAAGCAGAAGCGCAGCAUCGCCAGGCCGAACGCGGGCUUCAUGAGGCAGCUCUUGGAGUAUGAAGGCAUUUUAGAUGCAAGCAAGCAGCGGCACAACAAGCUGUGGAAGCAGCAGGCGGAGAGCAACCUGCCGCCGAGCGCGGACGGCAGCGCCGUGCCGGGCGACAUCCUGCUCGAGAGCUUGGACAUGGACCUGGAGAACCGCCUGGCCGAGCUGGACACCCCCUCGCAGCCGGCCUUCCUGGACAACCGCGGCAGCGCGGAGCUGCCCCUGGCCUUCCCGUACUGCUUCCGGCGCCUCUCCGAUACUCUCCUGGAGAACAAGAUGCCCGGAGACAGGGAGGGGUUUUUCCAGGUGGAGGAGCUGGAGCGGGAUGCGGAGCGAACGGACUCGCUGGCGGGACAGCCUCUCUCUGCAUCUGCUGACGGGAGGGAGACGGCCAAAGCGCUCGAGACGGCGGAGCCUGCGACGGAGCUGAGCGGCUUCUGCGAGAAGGAAGUGAGGAAGAAACUGGAAUUCAGCCCUCGGAAGGGAAGGGGAGUGCCCGGCCCCAGGGACCCGGGCGAGGAUGGGGUCAGGGAGGAGCAUCCGAUGGAGAAGUGGAAGCGUCGCUUGUCCGUGCACAAGGAGGAGAGCAGGCUUAAUAGGGAGAACUUGAAUAACAACAACAGCAAAAGGAGUUGCCCGGAGGAUUUUGAGCACGACGCCGUGUUUGGGAUCCUCAGUAAGGUGAAGCCCUCCUACGACCCCUGCGCUGCCUGCAUGUACUCGUCGGCCGGGCUGCCCCCCGAGUCGCUCGGGGAGCCGUGCGAGAAGCGGAGCCCGGCGCGGCGCGGCGCCGCCGUCUGCACGCAGCCCCCGCUGCUGCCCCCCGCGCCGCCCGCCCUGCCGCAGCCCCUGCCCGCCAAGGAGGGCAGCAGGACUCAAAACAACGGGRUGCCAGCGGGAAUGGGCGCUCUGGAGGCCGCCGCUUGCAGAGCAGUGGCUGAUCCACACUGCAGUGUCUUGGAGAAAGGAAAAGAUGCCCCCAAAACCCCUGUCAAAACUCUGCUGGCCAGGAGCAACUCGCACUGUGACAGGAGCCCCGCUGUCACUGAGGCAAUGAAGGACGAGCCUCCAGGCAGGAGGGACAGCAAACCCACGAAGGACCUGAAGUACCUGUUGUUCAGUAAGGAGCUGGAGAAGCCAAGUGCAAACAGUUACUUGAUGCAGCAUCAGGAGUCUCUCAUCCAGCUGCAGAAGGCCGGCUUGGUUAGGAAGCACACCAAGGAGCUGGAGCGGCUGAAGAGCAUCGCGCCGGAGGCGGCGGCGAGCAGGGCCGACUCCGGCAUCGCCGAGGAGAGCGCGGAGCUGGGCCCGCCCGGCGCCCUGGUGCCGCUGCUGGCGCCCGUGCCGCUCAUCCCCGAGGACGCGGAGGUCGAGGAGGAGCGGGUGGAGGGCAGGCGCAUCGCGGAGGGCACGGCCCCCAAAACCUCCACGCCGGCCGCGUGCCGCAUGGAGCACCUGAGCAGCUUCACCAAGGACUUCCUCAAGACCAUCUGCUACACGCCGUCGUCGUCGCGCAGCUCCAACCUGACGCGCAGCUCCAGCAGCGACAGCAUCCACAGCGUGCGGGGCAAGCCGGGCCUCGUGAAGCAGCGCACGCAGGAGAUCGAGACGCGCCUGCGCCUCGCCGGCCUCACCGUGUCCUCCCCGCUGAAGAGGUCCCAUUCCCUCGCCAAGCUGGGCUGCCUUAACCUGUCCUCCGAGGACCUGUCGAGCGACGCGGACGCCUCCACCGUGACGGACUCCAAGGAGGCCGCCUCGAGCGAGUCGGCGGUGCUGUGCGACGGCGCCCACGUCGGCCCCGCGCUGCUCGCCACGGCGGCCGUGGGCACCUUGAAGAACCUGCUCUGGAUGGGCAAAAGUUGAUGCUGUCCCCGGGGGGAGGAGGGUGGUGCGGAUUUUUUUUCCUUUUCUCUUCUUUUUUUUUAAGGCAUUUCUUCAUUGCACCAGUGCAGUUUUGUCACCGGACUGGCCGGGGUUUGUCUGGCGCCGCCUCUUCCUCCCCUCUUUGUAUCCUGAGCAGGGAGAGAGAGAAAYGUGAUGGCUCGUGGUGAAGGGCACAAGGGAAAAUAAAAUGUGUUGCAUGGCUGGGAAGAGGACUGUGUGUGAGCUGCCUGUCGUCCUGCAGGACGCUACUCCUCGUACUGUUUGCCAAGCAUAAUAAUGUGGUUUUGUGUGUGCGCACAGACAGAUAGAUAUCUGUUUAUCUAUCUAUAUAAAAUGCUGAAAUACCCCGAAACUCUCAGCAAAAUAACUAGUCGUGACCUUUUUUUUGAUACUUUUUUUUUUCUUUUUUACACAAAGCAAACACAAGCCUGGAGUUACAGCAGGCGCUUGUGGAAAAAUCCUUAAAAU